Messenger RNA from Salvelinus fontinalis (brook trout), 3526 nucleotides. Its product is annotated as beta-galactoside alpha-2,6-sialyltransferase 2-like. Gene Ontology annotation, molecular function: sialyltransferase activity. The transcript is spliced from 6 exons. The record is from RefSeq and is a predicted model, not a curated record. The coding region runs from base 279 to 1721 and encodes 480 amino acids. NCBI's taxonomy places the organism in Eukaryota, Metazoa, Chordata, Actinopteri, Salmoniformes, Salmonidae.
UCGAGAUAGGACGGUCCUUUUAUACCCCAAUUGAAAGAACCACGUUACACAUCCUAUAGUGUGUUAUCGAGCAGCACUGAAUAGCGUUCGGUUGCAACUUGCCUCUUUCUUUGAAGAUGGCGCGAAAGCAUGCAUUCCGUUUAGUCUUUGCAUUUCAGAUCUAAGCCUGAAGAAAUGUCGAUGUUCGCCGGGAAUGAAUAGGGUUUGACUAGCUCAGGCCUCAUCCUGAGCACUGCCAGGUCGGCCUCUGACGGGACCAUACCCCAGCUGCACCCAACAUGACUCCCAGGACUUCCACCAUGAUCCCAACCAUGAAGCAGUGGCGGCAGCUGGUUCUGGUGGUGAUGCUGGCCUGGCUCCUCAUCUUCCUGGCCCUGCUCUCCCACUUCCUGGACCCCCGGGAUGUGGAUCUCCGCUCGCCCUCCUCGCUCACCCACACCGAGACCCGCCGUCUGGCCUCCAUCCAGGGUAGUACAUCGGGCAUCAGGGCUUCUCCUCUUGGGGUGUCAUCCUCAUCUUCCCCCGCCAACCAGGAUCCCAGCCACAGCCGACAAGGAAAACAGGAGGCCCUGGAGCUGAGCCAGAAUGGUGACUCGGUGGUCUGGAAAAAGGUGAGCGACCAGGAGGAGGGGGUGGAUCAGGAAAGGGAAGAGAAGAUAAGGAGGGAGAGACUGAGAAGGAGGAGGAGGAAAAGGAGCAUGUCCAGGGCUGAGCAGCGGGGCAGAGACGGCUACUAUUUAUCCCAGUCCAAGGCAGUGGUCCAGCAGCUGCGAAGGGGCAUUGCCUCAGCGGGGAUGCUCGCUCCACACCUGCAGAAGUCCAUGAGGGACUACCAGAAUCUCAACAGGCACCAUGUGGCCUACAGGGGGCUGCGCAGGGGUAGGCAGAGUGGGAGGGAGGUACUCUGUGAACUGAAGGAGCAGGCCAGGUUGAGGACACUGGAUGGGACAGAGCAACCCUUCUCUGGGCUGGCCUGGGAGAGGCUAGUGCCCACACAACCUCUGGAGCAGCUUUGGGGCCAGGGGUCAAAGUUCAAGUCGUGUGCGGUGGUCACCUCGGCCGGGGCUAUCCUCAACUCUUCCCUAGGGAGAGAAAUUGAUUCCCAUGAGGCUGUGCUUCGCUUCAACGCUGCUCCUACAGAGGGCUAUGAGAAUGACGUGGGCAACAAGACCACCAUCCGCAUCAUCAACUCUCAGAUCCUGGCCCGGCCCAGGCAUCGCUUCACCACCAGCUCUUUGUAUAAGGGUAUGACACUGGUGGCCUGGGAUCCUGCACCGUACUCUGUGGACCUGCCCAGGUGGUACAGGAACCCAGACUAUGACCUGUUCACCCCGUACGAAGAACGCCGGCGGCUCCACCCCACACAACCGUUCUACAUCCUCCACCCCAAGUUUAUCUGGCAGCUGUGGGACGUGAUCCAGGGAAACACCCAGGAGAACAUCCAGCCUAACCCCCCAUCCUCUGGGUUCAUAGGCAUCGUCCUGAUGAUGUCGCUGUGUGAGGAGGUCCAUGUCUAUGAGUACAUCCCCUCUCUGCGUCAGACAGACCUGUGCCACUACCACGAGCACUACUACGACGCCGCCUGCACCCUUGGGGCGUACCAUCCCCUGCUCUUUGAGAAGCAACUGGUCCAGAGGAUGAACAGCGCCACCCAGCACGACCUCAAAACCAAGGGCAAGGUCACACUCUCGGGGUUCAGCGCGGUCAACUGUGGGCACUGACCUUUGACCUCCUAUGGCCAUCAAGAGACGGAGCGUGCUGAUACUAAUCAAGCGACUGAAGAGGCUAAGUUGAGUCAGCACUUGUCCGUGGGCCAUGAUCUGUCUUUUUGACCUUUGACCUGGACCGCUGUCUGGAAAAUCAGGAAGGAAGUGAAGAGGAGGAGAGUGUUGUCAAUACUAAUCGAUCGUGCUCAAGAACUGCCUUUGUCACAAUGGAUAGUGUCAACAGCUGAAGCUGCUCUGGCCAUCAGGUUCGGAGACCAGAGACUUUCAAGGGUGCUAAAUUGAUAGUUGUUUCAACAUUAAAAGAAGUGAAAUAGUUUAAAGGCCGAACUCUGAAGUGCAGAGAAAAAAACAGCCCGUUGCUGCUGGUUAGGAUAGCAAUAGUCAACAUUGUUGAAAGGAGGGGGGCGUUUAGGGCAUGUGAAUGUCAUGUUGUAUUGUGUAAUGAAGUAGUCCUUCAGGGAUGUAUUCCUACUGGAGAGAUGGGUCAUCGUUUUAAGGUAUUGUUCUUGUGACACAGUGUUGUACACGGGAGAGGUCAUGGUAUGAAUGUGGAAAAGUGAUCUAUAGAUUCAAAUAUUGAACAUCGGUCAAAGGCAUGUUUUUCUGAUUCAACUAACGAGGUGCAUUUCCAUGUACAGGUCAUGUUAAGAGCAUAGAAAUAGAGAAUUGAAAACAUGCAGUGUAAAAGGUUUACUUGAGAGGGGUAGGGUUUGAAUUUAAACCGUUCAAAAAGCAUGUUGCGUUCCUUUUGAUAAAGAAUAUUGCAGGGAUAGUAGUGUAUGUAGGUCUAUGGGGAAAACAACCACUUUUCACUUUUUUGCAUGAACCAGUCUCACUCAACCUAACCACUGAUCUGUGUGUAUGUGAGUAAGGAACUCAAACUUUUUUAUCAGUGUUCUCGUGUCCUCUGUACGUACGCUAUUUGAAGUUACUGUUCCUCAACGACUAGAUGGUAAAACUGAGAGCAGUUACUUUUCCUGGCCUUGAUAUGAUUCUACAGCCACACUGUGUAAAUAGAAUGUAAAUGUGGUUUAUUUGCCGAUUUUUAGAAGUCUGGUCAAGUGCAAUGCAAUGAAUGUAGCUAUGAAUAGUUUGAGGCACAUUUAUUUAGAAAAUAAAAAAUAAAUGUAACCUUUUAUUUAACGAGGCAAGUCGGUUAAGAACAGAUUCUUAUUUACAAUGACGGCCUAACCAGGUUUGGCCAGGGGUGUGCCGCCCUAUGGGGCUCCCAAUCACGGCCAGAUGUGAUACAGCCUGGAUUCGAACCAGGGACUGUAGUGACGCUUCUUGCACUGAGAUGCAGUGCCUUAGACCGCUGCGCCACUCAGGAGCACAGCGGUCUAAGGCUUUUGGCAAGGGUGAUAUAGACUUGAUACUGUGCCAAAUGUUCCCUGUGUGAAGUUAACUGUUAACACUACGUCUUCUAGGAGUUCACCACUACAAAAGCAAAGCAGAGGCCUCAGCUUGGAUAUAUAAAUGGACAGAAUGUCCUUUCUAUGAUUCACUUGUUUGUUUGGUGCAUUCCAUUGCCAAUAUAAACACAGCAAUAGAAAAGUCAUUUUUCUUUUGAAUGAUUUUUUUGAGAAGUGUUUGCUGAUCUACUGUUGAGGGUAAACACUAUAAUAUUCACACCUUUUGGGAUCUUUAAACAAAAAUCAUGUUGUUUUUACAGAUAAUUUUCUAUAGCCAGAAUCAGUUUGUACUGAACAUCAUUUGUUAGUUUGUAUAAAAUUUGUAUUUCUUUUCCAUUGUUUUCUACUUAAACUGUUGUGAAUAAAGAUAUUGUACUUGCCUUGUGA